AUGCGCCGCUGGGGGCCCUGCUGGGCGGCGCGGCGCCUCUUCGUCUCCCCGCCUCUCGGCUUCCGUAGUUCCGGCCGUCCGCGGCCUAGCGCCGUCGCCAUAGCAACCGAGGCCCGCUCGGGCCUACCCGGCAUGGAGGAAGCGCUCCGCCGCGCCGUGCCGCCGCUGCCCCCUUACGAGACGCGGGAGAAGGCGGCGGCGCCGGCCGGGGCCGCCCUGGAGCACGGCGGCGCCGAGUUCAUGCGCUACUACCGCGGCCUGGAGCCCGGCCGUCCGCGGGCGGAGCUGCUGGGCCGCCUGGCCCGCGACUUCGGCGUCGAGCACGGGCGGGUGGCCGAGCUGAGCGCCAAAGUGGCGAGCCUCCAGCAGCAGCAGCAGCCGCCGCCGCCGGCGGAGAGGGACGAGGCCGGCGGGCUGCUGCAGGCCGAGGACCGGCUCCGGCACUACCUCACGCCGCGCUACCGGGGCCUCUUCCAGCACCUGGGCAGGCAGGAGGGCGGCCUCCGCUUCCUGGUGGAGCUGCGCAGGGACUUGCUCGAGGCGCUGGCCGCCCGCCAGGCCGAAGGGCCGCACGUCAGGGAAAUGAACGGAGUGCUAAAGAACAUGCUAUCAGAAUGGUUUUCUACCGGAUUCCUAAACUUGGAGAGAGUUACGUGGCAGUCGCCUUGUGACAUUCUUCAAAAGAUUAGUGACAGUGAAGCUGUGCAUCCGGUUAGAAACUGGAUGGAUAUGAAGCGCCGCGUUGGGUCUUACAGAAGGUGCUACUACUUCGCUCACUGCGCGAUACCCGGCGAGCCCUUGAUAGUUCUGCACGUGGCUCUUACGGAUGAGAUCUCCAGCAGCAUCCAGGGCAUAGUGAAAGAGAUUCCUUCUCAAGAAGUGGAGAACCUGAACAAAAUCACUACAGCCAUUUUCUAUUCCAUCAGCUUGACUCAGCAGGGCCUGCAGGGAGUAGAGCUGGGGACAUACCUCAUCAAACGGGUCGUUAAGGAACUUCAGGUGGAAUUUCCCCAGCUGAAAGUUUUCUCUACGCUUUCUCCUAUUCCGGGAUUCACCAAGUGGCUUAUCGGCCUCCUCUCCUCCCAAUUGAAGGAUGCGGGCCAAAACGAUCCCUUCACAGAGCCGGAGUUCAAAGAAAUCUCCGAGAUCACGGGGGACCCUGCCCUGGAAGUUCUGAAACGCCUCUUAAUGAACAACGAGUGGGUGAGGUCGGAGAGACUGGUGGGACGACUGCAGCAGCCACUCCUGCGGCUGUGCGCUUGGUACCUUUACGGAGAGAAGCACCGCGGCUACGCGCUCAACCCCGUGGCUAAUUUUCACCUCCAAAAUGGCGCCGUGUUGUGGCGCCUGAACUGGAUGGCGGACACGAGCCCCCGUGGCAUCACGGCUUCCUGCGGCAUGAUGGUCAACUAUCGCUACUUUCUGGAAGAUACCGCUGCCAACAGCGCCGCCUAUCUUGGAACGAAGCAGAUCAAAGCUUCGGAACAGAUCCUCAGCUUGGUGUCUCAGUUUCAGCAGAACAGCAAGCUUUGAAUAAAGAAGGUGGCUUUGAGGAGCAAAUGUCUAUUUAAUUAAA
This is a messenger RNA of Euleptes europaea (tarantolino), 1576 nucleotides long. RefSeq names its product malonyl-CoA decarboxylase (gene MLYCD). The coding region runs from base 1 to 1533 and encodes 510 amino acids. Gene Ontology annotation, molecular function: malonyl-CoA decarboxylase activity. The transcript has 5 exons. NCBI's taxonomy places the organism in Eukaryota, Metazoa, Chordata, Lepidosauria, Squamata, Sphaerodactylidae. The record is from RefSeq and is a predicted model, not a curated record. Gene Ontology annotation, cellular component: mitochondrial matrix; peroxisomal matrix. Gene Ontology annotation, biological process: positive regulation of fatty acid oxidation; acetyl-CoA biosynthetic process; fatty acid biosynthetic process.